Octodon degus (degu) is the source of this 1722-nucleotide messenger RNA. RefSeq names its product lactamase beta like 1 (gene Lactbl1). NCBI's taxonomy places the organism in Eukaryota, Metazoa, Chordata, Mammalia, Rodentia, Octodontidae. The coding region runs from base 76 to 1722 and encodes 548 amino acids. The transcript is spliced from 6 exons. The record is from RefSeq and is a predicted model, not a curated record.
CCCCGCCUGCUGAAAGCGAUCAAGAGGUGGCUCUUCCCAGCCUCCAGCGGCUUCCUGUUCCUGCUCUCCUUGGUCAUGACCGGCUGCUUCCUGUGGCAGUACCACCUCCCCAAGAUGCAGACUGGUUCCUUGGGACCAGAGGUGACCUCUGUGCCCGUGAGGAUGUGCCCCCAGCACCCAGAACCUGUGCCUCUGGCUCACCCGCUCCCAGUGUUGAAGGAGGCCCUGGAAAAGGUGGAUGGGAUCCUCAGCCAGGCCAUGUCGGCCCCGGGUCUGGCUGCCAUGUCUGCAGUUGUCAUCCACAAUGAUACCGUGCUCUGGACGGGGAACUUUGGGAAGAAGAAUGGCUCAGACCCCAAUUCCGGGGCCCCCAACGAGCACACCAUGUACCGGAUCGCCAGCAUCUCCAAGAUCUUCCCCGUCCUUAUGCUGUACCGCCUGUGGGAGGAGGGCACUGUGGCCUCCCUGGAUGACCCUCUGGAGCGCUAUGCCAGCACCUUCACCAUUCACAACCCACUGGGCAUGGCCUCAGCCCCCCAACACCAAGGCCUGAUGGAUGGGCUAGAUGAGGUGGGCCCAGCUCCCAGGCCUUCACCUGUUACCCUCCGAAGGAUGGCCAGCCAACUCUCAGGGCUGCCCAGAAGGCUGCGCUCCACGUCGCUGCUGUGGAGGGGCAGCACCCAGGAGGCCCUCAGCCUGCUCAAGGAUGAUGUGCUGGUGGCUGACCCAGGAACCAGGUGCCACUACAGCACGCUGGCUUUCUCGCUGCUGGCGCAUGUGCUGGCGGCGCACACAGCCCAGGGCGACUACCAGCGCUGGGUCUUGGAGAACGUGCUGGAGCCACUGGGCAUGGCGGACACAGGCUUCGACCUGACGCCCUCGGUGCGCGCCCGCCUGGCCGCAGGCUUCUACAGCAGCGGGCGGCCGGCGCCGCUCUACGACCUGGGCUGGUACCGCCCGUCGGGCCAGAUGUACUCCACACCCUCCGACCUGGCCAAGCUGGCCGUGGCGCUGCUGGGUGGGAGCCCCCGGCGGCUGCUGCGGCCAGACGCGGCCAAGACGCUGCUGGCGCCCGUGCUGGCCUGUCCCACCGCCUACUUCGCCCCCGAGACGGGCACGCCGUGGGAGUUCCACGCGCAGCGGGGCCACCGCGUGGUGCGCAAGGACGGCGACCUGGACGGCUACGCCGCCACCUUCUCCUUGGUGCCGCCGCUGCGCCUGGGCCUCGUGCUGCUGCUGGCCGGGCCCCGGCCGUCCGGGCGCGACCUGGUGGCCGACGCCUACGACGUGCUCGUGCCCGCCCUGGAGCGCGCGCUCCGCGAGGCAGAGCGCAGCCCCGCGCCGCCGCCCAGCGCGCGCCCCUUCGCGGGCUACUUCACCUUCGCCAACAUCACCUUCUACGAGGUGCGCGCCGGGCCGGCGGGCGAGCUGCGCCUGCGCCAGUUCGGGCCCCGCGUGGAGGCGCUGGUGCCGCCCGCCUUCCGCACGCUCGCCCUGCGCCACGUGCGCGGCCGCGUCUUCCAGCUGCACGUGGCCCGCGAGUUUCCGUGUUCGCUGCCGCUUGGCGGCGACGCGUCGCUGUCGCUGGAGACCCAGCACGGGCAGCUCGUGCACUUCUACCCCCUGGAUCCCCACGGGCUGUCGCCAGGCUUCGACGUGCCUGGCCUCAACACUUACCGGGUGCUGCGACUGCAGCGCAAGCCCGUGUUCAAGACGCAGUGA